AUUUGCGGCUGGGAAUUGCCAGUCUCGGCGUGUGCUCCCUGCGCGGCUCCUCGCAGCGCCUUCCGCCCAGCGUGCCGGCUCCGUGCCCCGGGCCGCGAGGGCUCCGCGCCCGUGGGGAGAAUGAGCCGCAUCUACCACGACAGCGUCCUCCAGAACAAAGCGGUGCAGAGCGCGCGGCUGCCUGGGGCCUGGGACCCCGCCGCCCACCAGGGGGGAGAUGGUGUCCUGCUGGAGGGAGAGCUGGUCGAUGUAUCACGGCACAGCAUCUCAGAUGCCCAUGGCAGGAAGGAGCGCUACUACGUGCUGUAUAUCCGGCCCAGUUGCAUCCAUCGCCGUAAGUUUGAUCCCAAGGGAAAUGAAAUCGAGCCCAACUUCAGCGCCACCAGGAAGGUGAACACAGGCUUCCUCAUGUCAUCCUACAAGGUGGAGGCCAAGGGAGACACCGACAGACUCUCGCCCGAAGCACUGAAGGGGCUGGUGAAUAAGCCAGAGCUGCUUGCGCUGACCGAGAGCCUCACCCCCGACCAGACGGUGGCAUUCUGGAUGCCUGAGUCAGAGAUGGAGGCCAUGGAGCUCGAGAUAGGGGCUGGGGUCCGGCUGAAAACUCGUGGUGAUGGUCCCUUCCUGGAGUCAUUAGCCAAACUUGAAGCUGGAACAGUGACCAAGUGUAAUUUCGCUGGUGAUGGAAAGACAGGAGCGUCCUGGACAGACAACAUCAUGGCCCAGAAGUCUUGGGAGGGGGCCGCGGCAGAGACCCGAGAACAGGGGGACGGCGCAGAGGACGAGGAGUGGGAUGACUGAGGUCAGUGAGAGAUGGGGUGCCUCCAGGGCCCACCAGCACUGUUAAGCAUUUCUUCCAUCACCUUUCAUCCUGGAGCUCGCAGAAGCAAGUCCGCCAAGCCCUACCCUGGUUCUUCCCUACAGCGGCCACGGAACACCCUUUGAACAAGCUCUGCUAAAAUCAAACCCAAGACCCUGGUGUUAGCACUGGGGCCCUGUGCUGCGCCUCAUGAAGCAUCUCUCCCUGGAUGUGAGUCUAACCUUCCUAGACAUUUUCAUGAUAGCGAGUUCCCCAGGGCAUUCAGGGGAACUGGACUUGGUACAGAACUGGGGGGGAAAAAAAAUCCCUCAUCUGCAUGCAGAAUGGCUCAGAGAAGUUAGCAGGGCCUCCUUCUUCUGUUCUUGUUGUGUAGCCUGCUUUCCUUCUUAAACUGCCCUCUUCCCUAGCACUCUGUGCUGUAGCCUCUGUGCCCCUGCUCAAGCCUCCUUGUCCCCUUUUCAGCCCCCCAGAACUGUCAGUUUUUUUCCUCCUCUGGUUGUCUGUAUCUUUGGGGUUCCUGUCUCCUGACCUCCCUUUGCUCCUUUCCCAGGGAUGCUCCUCUCAGAGAGGCUGAGAGCAUUCAGAGGUGUGGCUGGCGGGUCUCCAUCUCUGACUUAUUCUGCCAGACUACAUUUUUUUUUUUUUUUUUUUAAAGCAUGCACAUGUGGCGUAUGGAGGUUCCCAGGCUAGGGGUCAAGUCAGAGCUGCAGCUGCUGGCCUACACCACAGCCACAGCAACGCCAGAUCUGAGCCACGUCUGCAACCUACACCACAGCUCAUGGCAACACUGGAUCCUUAUCCCACUGAGUGAGGCUAGGGACCAAAUCCACCACCUCAUGGAUCCUAGUAGGGUUCAUCACCGCUGAGCCAUGACAGGAACUCCCCCAGGCCACAUUUUUUAUAACACUUUUCUUGUUUUGUACCUUGAGAACUUUUUAUGAAUGAAUAAAAUCUUCAGGAAAUGAUUCCUCUA
This is a messenger RNA of Phacochoerus africanus (Common warthog), 1793 nucleotides long. It is a transcript of the gene ARPIN, whose product is annotated as actin related protein 2/3 complex inhibitor. The record is from RefSeq and is a predicted model, not a curated record. The transcript is spliced from 6 exons. Gene Ontology annotation, biological process: negative regulation of actin nucleation. NCBI's taxonomy places the organism in Eukaryota, Metazoa, Chordata, Mammalia, Artiodactyla, Suidae. Bases 121 to 801 code for a protein of 226 amino acids.